Messenger RNA from Oryzias melastigma (Indian medaka), 5917 nucleotides. Its product is annotated as toll-like receptor 1. Bases 2551 to 5040 code for a protein of 829 amino acids. The transcript is spliced from 2 exons. Lineage: Eukaryota; Metazoa; Chordata; Actinopteri; Beloniformes; Adrianichthyidae. Gene Ontology annotation, cellular component: membrane. Gene Ontology annotation, molecular function: protein binding; transmembrane signaling receptor activity. The record is from RefSeq and is a predicted model, not a curated record. Gene Ontology annotation, biological process: inflammatory response; immune response; toll-like receptor signaling pathway.
AAUAAAACUUCCUUUAGGAUCAGAAUAUAAACAAAACAGAAAUAUUCUAAGUUAGCACCUUCAUUUAUUUUUUUGUCUGCGGCCCGGUACCAAAUGACCCAUGGACCGGUGCCGGUCUGCGGCCCGGGGGUUGGGGACCACUGGUCUAGAAGAUGUGUACCAGGGUCUUCUGAUUCUCUUCCUUAGUGCAGGUGAACUAAAGGGGUCUUCAAAUAUUUGGACAUUUGCUGCCAACACUCAUGAAGACUUGAUUCAUUUUUUAGUAAAACAUCAGUGAACACUGAAAUCUCCAUUUGUUUCCUUGGCUUGGAUCCAUUCAUGCGAGUGACACACUUCAGUUCUGCUGUGUCUGUUCCUGAAAGUUGAGGAAGUGUGAGGAAGACUCGUGUCUUCAUGACACAACUUGAGUGUUUAUUUUAAAUUGGCAUAUAGUUUUCUCUUGCAAAACAUUUCCUUUGUGAAAGAGGAGGUGCUCUGUUUUCAUUUUUAAGACUGAGAAGGACUGAUUUAUAUGGAGCUUAUUUCAUUUGUGACAUAUUUACUUCUGAGGAUCAUACGAAUCAACAGAACUGACUCUCUCAGUUAGUCUGAUUACAAAACCAAAACAAAACCUAGGUUUGUUUUUAGGGUUUUUUUUGCAUUGAUUCAUUAUGAAAAUGAAACAAAAAGCUUUGUUUUCUUUACCGAUCUUGUGUAAAAUUCAAAAGAAGCAUCUUUUUUUUCAGAAAUUUUCGGUCUAACUCCACACCAUAAUGUUUUACAGUAUGAUCAAAUUUUGAAAAAUAGCUGAGUAGCAGACCUAAAGAAAUUAGUGUAUCAUCUUCACAUACAGACAUUUGUGAUAACUCUAAAUCCUUUCAUUGAGACAGGUUUUAGUUAUGACCUCUACCUGCAUCUAUAUCUGUCACAAAAGGGCAGACAACUGGUUCUACAUGUAGCAGGUUUAUUAGUUCAGACAGCUAGAAGUCCACAAAACUAAAUCAGGUCAGGCAGGCUUUGAUCAAUCACGAACAUGGGAUCAUCCAAGAAAAGAGUAGAGUUGUCAGAUUCCAGGUGAGGGUCAGGGCAGGCCAGGUGAGGGUCAGGGCAGGCAGCAGGCAAACAGAGAUGACGCAAAAGAGCAGGUCCAAAUAGAAACGCUCAGUAAUGCAGGCAGGGCGGCACAGACAAUACUUCGCACAGAGUGAGGUUCUGUGUGCCGCUUAAGAAGCAGGUGGGUAAUUGCCAGAUUGGAGCCAUCUGAGGAGCACCCAGGAACUGUGCGCUGGGGGUGCUGGGAGAUGUAGUGCACUUAGUACUCUUGAGAUGGUUCCGCCCGUGACCAGAGGGGGAGACAGAGCUCUGACUCCUGACAAUAUCAUUGACUUUAUAUUAAUUAUUAAACAGUGUUUUCUGAAAAAACCUACAAAGUAAUAGAGUACAAACCUCUGAACCAGUGGCAGAGCUAGAACAUUUCAAAUAUGAGAGGACAAUGGGGGACAGAAGUCUUUGGUAGGGUGGCACAUAAGAAUAAGAGUGGAAGGCUGUUACAAAUAAAAGGAUAAAUAAUAAGUAUUUUGAACAGUUUUAGUUUUAUUUACUCAAUCAGUUUUGGGGCAUUUGCAUUGCUUAAAGAAGCUUGCACUGAUGAUUUUUCAAUCUCAGCCAAAAAUGAUGAUAAUUAAUCUUUACUCAAAAGCUUUUUGCUGAGUUGGCAUUCCAUUGAUGAUUUUAUCAAAAGCAUUAUUCUCAUGAUGGAGGACAUGUUGUUCAACCUCUUUUGUCGCCACAGCAAACAAAGAAAAUGGAUCUUAAAAUAACUGUGUCUUGAUAUCUCUGGUAUUGCUCGCCCUUUUUGUUGCACCGCUAACGUUAGGUUGGGGUCAGUGUUGGAUAAAUUAAUUUUAUUGAGUAACAAAAAACUUCCCUUUAGUUACCUGCUGGCCAGAACGUUUGAACGUUUGAUUGACCGUGUCUCCCGAGCCACUUUAAGUGGAAGGGGUGUGAACUUCGAACAAGUUCACUCAUGAUUGCCGACAGUAGUUCCUCUAAAAACGUGAAUUGGACCAAUUACUGUUGAUGGUUUACAAAAUGGUGGGAGGCUAUCAGGAAGUGACAGAGAAGGCUCUGGCCUGGUUUCACUUGGGCUGGGGUAAGGCAUUACCUUGUUUGUCCAGUAAGAUAAUAUAUAUCAGUGGCCCCAAACCUGUUGUGGGUGAGGUAGUAGCUUCCCAUCAUCAAAGGGAUAAAGGAAAGUGUUGACACGCUAAUACCACGGAUUAUCCCUAAAAAUGGAAUAAUCAUAUUGAAAGACUACUGGGAACACGUUUACAAUAAUAAAAUGAGCAGAGUGGUGACAAUGACUUCCAGUUUCAUGGUGAAGAAAACAUGUUUUCCUUGGGCUUCACCCACAUGUAGGACUUCCCCUUUAGUAAAUCACACUUGUAUGAAAGGAGAGCAGAGGGCAGAAAGGAGAAACUGAUUUAGGGAAGGACGGACUUGUUGCUCUGACAGAAGCAGAUCGGAGCUCUGAGGGGAAACGUCAGCUCAGGUCUCAGCACCUUUUAAGUCAUGAAGCUGCAGAGGCCAAGCGUUGCUCCAGUCAUCGGGGCCCUUUUGGCAGUGACCUUUCUGAGUCCUGAGUGCAGAGCCGCAGAUCCAGAUGUCAAAGGGCUUCAACUGUGUGGUGUUCUGAGGCGAGGAAUGAAGGACUAUUCCUACCAUAACCUGACUGCUGUCCCUUCCCAUCUUCCCCACGACACUCAGUAUUUGGACAUUUCUCACAACCCCAUCCCCAGGUUGGAUGCAGAUCAGUUUUUUGGAUUGUCCCAGCUGUGCUUUCUGAAAGCAACCCACUGUGGCCUCCGGGAGAUUCCCUCCUUGGUGUUUAAACACACACCGGGGCUGAAAGUCCUCAACAUAUCUCACAACAGCUUACCUUACAUUCCAGCUAUUUCACUGGAAAAACUGCAGGUUUUUGCUCUGGACAAUAAUCUGUACAGCAGCUACAAGAUUCCCGCCUCCUUUCAGGACAUGAAAGGUCUGGACUCUCUGCUCUUGGGAAGCACAGCAGCCACAAUGGUGGGUUUUCAAGACUUUGAUGCGCUCACGAAUGUUUCUCUCAAGCACCUGCUCUUGGGGGCAGGAACUCCGUGGCGAAAAUAUGAUUCUGGUUCUCUUGCAAGAAUUAAUCUCCAAGAGAUUUCCCUUCAUGUGUCUUUUUGUGAGAAUUUCACCAUGUUGGAAGACCUUCUCAGGGACUUGGCUGAGACACGAGUAAGGUCAAUUCAACUCAGAUCUGUAUUUCCAGACUCCUGCCGUGUGACAGGAGACCCAUUCUUCAAGCUGAGGACGAUGCCUUUCAUUCAAAGACUCAGCAUUGAGAACACAUGGAUUAACAGUUCAUUCAUGGAGGUUUUUCUGAAGAACGUGUGGUUCUCCCCACUUCGUGAACUCUUGUUUGUUAACAUCACUUAUAAUGAAGACACACCAGAUGGGUUUCAGUUUCCCACCAUAAAUAGUACCAUCAAUCUCCGCUCAGUUACCUUCAAUGGUGUGAACCACUACCAGUACAAAUAUCCCACUUUCAACAUGAGCUUCAAGGCCUUCUCAGAGCUGACCUAUCUGAAGUUUUCAGGCACCGGGAUGAACAUCUUACCCUGCGGAGUCAUUUCAACCCUGCCGUCUCUGGAAAUGCUUGACCUAUCAGACAACCUCUUGUCUGAGUCGGGCUUUUGGUGGUUUCAGUGCUCAUAUUCCUCCACUUUUCCAAAGCUGCAGAAGCUUUCUUUGAGCAGAAACAGAUUCACUAGUCUUUCCUUCAUUUCUAAGAAAAUGCAGCAAAUGAAGACACUGAAAUCUCUGGACCUCAGCUUCAACUCGAUCCAUUUGGAUGGAGCCUGCUCCUGGCCGGCACAGCUGACGGAGCUGAGUUUGGGCAACAACAAUUUGGGCAACACUGUCUUCAAUUAUCUGUCUCCGAACUUUGAAAGUAUCGACUUGACAAAGACAGGAAUAACAGCCCUGACACAGGAAGUUCUGUCUCGUUUUCCCAAACUGGAGCAACUCACACUCAGCUCCAACAACAUCCAGGUCUUCCCUGAAGAUCUCAUUGCCCCAACUCUGCUCAGGCUGCAUGUGGACCAGAACGCCAUCACCUCUGUGUCCAGAGAGGCUUUCGCGGGCCUGCCCAGACUUCAGACUCUGAUCGCUGGGAACAAUCCCUAUUUCUGCUCAUGUGACAUGCACUGGUUCAUUACUACUCUCAACAAGUCCUUACUUCCAGACUGGCCGUUUGAUUAUACGUGCAGCACGCCGCCAUCCCUCUCUGGACAGUCUCUGUUAGAGUACAAAACCAGCAGGCUGUCCUGUGAAGUGUGGCUUCAAGUCGUGGUGGCUCUGCCUGUGCUGACAGCCCUUUGCACAGCCCUCGGGGUCAUUUUCUGUAAGUGUGACGGUGUUUGGUACACAAGGAUGCUAUGGACCUGGAUCAGGAUGAAGAGGAGAGGCAUGAAGCGUUCUAACCUGUUGAAGAAUGCCUCAUUCAGCUAUCACGCCUUCAUCUCGUACAGCCAUCAGGACUCUGACUGGGUGGACAGUCAGCUGGUGCCCUCUCUAGAAGGAAAUGGUUUCUCCCUCUGCAUCCACGAGCGAGACUUUGUCCCUGGUGAGUGGAUUCUGGAUAACAUCAUCAACUGCGUAGAGUCCAGCUACAAGACGCUGUUUGUGCUCUCCAAACAUUUUGUGAAGAGUGAGUGGUGCAACUACGAGCUCUUCUUUGCACAGCACAGAUCCAUCAGCACCCAAAGGGACUCCAUAGUCUUCGUACUGCUGGAGCCAAUUCCAGCAGACUCUCUUCCCAAGAAGUUCCUGAGACUCAGGAGCUUGUUGGAGCAGCAGACUUACCUGGAGUGGCCCAGCGACCAGCGCAAGCAGCAGGUUUUCUGGGCCAGUCUGAAGUCUUUGCUGCACAUGGCAGACAAAGCGGUGGUUCUGAAGGAUGUGGCACACGACCUUUUAGAAAGAGUCCCCCUGCUAACCGAGCAAACAGAACAAUUUUAGUGACAAUGUUUAGUUCCUGCUUUUUACAUAAAUAUAACAGGACAAAAAAAACAUGUUUCGUAUUUUCAGGACUAUAAGUCGCUUUUUUUUAAUUGAUUGGCCAGGGGUGCGACUAAUACUCCAGAUCGACUCAAAGUCCGGAAAAUACGGUAACUGUAGAAAUCGUCAAUCUCUCCCCAGUGAACAUUUCAAUGUGGGCCCCAUAUGGUUUACCUUUGGGCUGAAUUAGUGGGCCCCAAAUGGGUUUGUUUGCAGGUUCCAUGUUGGCCCCACCUGUUUGCCCACACUGGCUUAGGUGGGUUUGGGGCCCUACGAUAACCAGCUACCUGGUGGAAAGCGUAGCAUGCAAACAAGCUACCCAGCGUACAGCGCAGUGAGUUAGCGAGCUCCGCUGCCCAGUGAGCCAGACUACAGGGUGCCCACUCAAGCCAGUGUGGGCAAACACAGAUGGGGCCAACAUGGAACCUGCGAACAAACUCACUUGGGGCCCACCAAUUCAGUCCAAAAGUAAACCAUAUGGAUUUGAAAUGUUCGCUCUCCCUUUUUUAUUAAAAUGUAUAUUACAUUUUUGUUUCAUGAAUCAGAAAGGCAAAAAAAACAGAAAGUUGUGCUGUUUACUAUCAACUGAAAGAGUACACAUUUAUACCUCAAAAUCUGGCAGAUGUGGACAAAAUUUCUUGUAAAACACUUGACGGAACUAUAGUUAGAAUGCAGGGGCUUUGAUAACAUGUUAGAACAUUUUACAAUUUAAGGCUUUGUUUUCAUGACAGUAAAUAAUUGGGAAAUAUAGAUAGAACUACAGCUUGGUCAUUUAAUUACUGUUACUCUAAAAAAAGAAAGUGAAUAUUGUAAAUUUGAUGUAUUUUUAGUACAGAUU